This is a messenger RNA of Penicillium atrosanguineum, 1278 nucleotides long. Its product is annotated as putative plasma membrane SNARE protein (Sec9). Gene Ontology annotation, biological process: vesicle fusion; exocytosis. The transcript has 2 exons. The coding region runs from base 1 to 1278 and encodes 425 amino acids. Lineage: Eukaryota; Fungi; Ascomycota; Eurotiomycetes; Eurotiales; Aspergillaceae. The record is from RefSeq and is a predicted model, not a curated record. Gene Ontology annotation, molecular function: SNAP receptor activity; syntaxin binding. Gene Ontology annotation, cellular component: SNARE complex; plasma membrane.
AUGGGUCGUUUUGGAUUCAAGAAAUCCGAUGGCGACGAUGAGGACAGCAACCGCCGGGGCCUGUUCGGCUCGCGCAAAAAGGAGAAGAGCCCUUCGUCUCCAGCAAACCCCUACGCCCAGCCGAUUCCUACGGACCCCUACACCAGGGCCAAGCAGGGCAUCGGUGCUGCUCCCAUCACUUCUUCCGAGCAUGGCGGCAUGGGCUCCCCCGCCCCCGCAGGAGGACCCCACGCGAUUUCCUCUGACAACAAAUACUCCGGUUACACUCCCAAUCGGUACGGCAACCAGGGCGGAUACGGGAGUGAUCGCUUUGGCGGUGCGAGCCCGGGCGCUGGCGCCGGGCAGGCAUCCCGGUACGGUGCUGGUGGUUAUGGAGGAUUAGGCAGCACCGACCCAAACGACCCCAAUGCUGCGGACGCCGAUCGCAACGAACUUUUCGGUGGCUCCAAAGACCGCAAUCAAUCCGUUACUCCUGGUGGUGGUGCUCCGCCACCUUACAGCGAGGGAGGUCAGCCCAGCUACGGUGGCGGUAGCAACGACUACAGCAUGCAGACCUACCAGGACCGACAGCUUACAGCGGAGGAAGAAGAGGAAGAGAGCAUCAAUGCAACCAAGCAGGAAAUGCGAUUCGUCAAGCAGGGUGAUGUUGCCUCUACACGGAAUGCGCUCCGCGUUGCAGCACAGGCAGAGGAAACCGGUCGUUCCACGCUGGCUCGUCUGGGUGCGCAAGGUGAAGACGUUCAUAAUGCUGAGAAGAGCUUGGACAUGGCUACCGUCGAGGGACGCAUCGCGCAGGAGAAGGCGCGGGAACUGAAGACACUCAAUAAGAGCAUGUUCGCCGUGCACGUGGCCAACCCGUUCACCAGUUCCUCGCGCCGACGAGAGCGUGAUGAGCGAAUCCUCAACACCCACCGAGACGAGCGUGAUCUACGCGAUGGUACCCGGGCGGAAGCACACCAGACCAAUGCCCGUAUGGAGAGAGUCUUCCGAGACAUUGAUCGAGACGCUGCCAAGCAAGGCAAGGGCAAGAAGGCCAACGUGACCGAGCGCGCCAAGUACCAGUUCGAGGCCGACAGCGAGGACGAGGCGAUGGAGGACGAGAUCGAACAGAACUUGGAUCUUCUCGGUGGUGCCGCUGGCCGGCUCAAUGGUCUCGCCAAGGCUACCGGAAAGGAGCUCGACGAGCAGAACAGACAUCUGGAGCGCAUCACAGGCAAGAGCGACUUCGUCGACGACCAACUUGCCAUGAACCGGGCCAAGCUGGACCGUAUUCGCUAA